UCCACCAAUACAUGAUACCGUAUUUACGAGUUAAUAUCGUGUACCGCCACUGCCACAGUCGUGACUUCUCUAUCGUUUCCAGCCAGAUUGUGCUUUGGCCUUGAAGUGCGUUGUCACAUGAAUGACACAUAACAGCGGAAGACAGUGGAGGGGAAGCCAGAAAGCGCUAUGCGUCUGCAGUUGACGGUCUCAGUGCGUGCUUGGUUUUCUCGCGAAUCUUGGUGUCCAGGUGCCCAUGGAGGAGAAAGCCUCCACAUUGCCUUUUUUCACCGUUCGUCCUUCUAAUCUCCCAGUGACACCCGGCGAUGGCUACGCCAGCCAAUUCGAUAUCUCUCGAAAGAAUAUCAUCGCCCUAGCCAGCACAGUCAGUUUAAUCCGAACUCAAAAUCCCGUCGUCGCAUCCUCCGACGGAUUCCCGAAAGCGCACGUUAGCGGCUUGAAUACCGAUCGUCGAGGGACGAAACGAACAGUGGAUGAUCAAGAGAAAAACGGCAGAAAUGACUCUCACCCGGACGAGCACGAUGACCACGUGGAGAAGGAGAACCUGGCUGACAGUGCAGCGGGCAUUGUGUCCACGGUGUAUCUGUGUGAUGUGGAGAAUGUAUGGCGGCCGUUUGAGAUUUUCCGUUUCUCCGGACGACCGUCAGUGGUGCGCUGGAGCAACAGCGCAUCCACGAUCCUCGUGUGCAGUGAGCGAGGAAUUUUCUACAUUUUAACCAACCGCACUGGCGCCAUGAACGCCUGGCAUCUGCUGCAUCGAGGCAAUUUGAAUACAGAGGAUAAAAUCAUCCACGUGGCGUGGCUAAAACAGCUGAUUCACUUUUCCUCGGAAACUGAACCUCCCACCGAUGGCAUUAUGGAAACCCCGGAAAAACCACCGGCAUCCUGGACGGCGGUGUCGAGCAAUCAGGACAGUGAGGAUUAUCUUGAUGGAUUUUUUUGUGUAACGCACAGCGGGAAAAUUGUUUUUGUGACAGUUCAGGGCAAAAUGUUUCCUGGUGGAAAGACGAAAUGUAGUGUCACAUCGGUGGACAUCCCCGGAGAUAUCCGUGAAUUUUCUAUGGCCGAUUCCGUCUUCGACCCGGACGAUCAUCGUUUCAUUCUGACGGUGGGUCAUCCAGCAUUGUCGGAAAUUAUUUGCUUAAAGAUCGGUUUAUCGGAGGAAAGUGUAUCGCCGCUGCGUUCGCCAUCCGCCCUGAUUGAUAAUCUGGUGAAUAUUCCGUUGAAGCGGAAAAUCAGCCAGCUGUCGUGGCUGAGUGGCUGUGGUCAGAAAGAGCAUUUUUUGGCGGUGGCUACCGUUAAUGACGACGAGGAAAGCCCCGCUGUUCUGGAAAUUUGGGCGCUUAGUCUCGUUAUGCAGGAUGAUUUUUUAUUAUCGCUCGAUGCGGAAGUCAUUGAGCCGACGGCGGUGAAACUGUUCUGGACCUGUCAGGCGGAGAAAGCCGUCCCGUUUGAAAUUGUCAGUAUUGUCCAGUCAGUACAGUGUUUCUAUUCGUCGGAUAUCCCGCGGCAGGGAACGAUGGCGCUGCAGGGCCGUAAUCAUGCCAUCAGUCUGCUGAACGUUAAACUGGAUAUGGAAAUCUCUUUUUCAGAUUUAUGCCACUUCCACUUGAACCCACCAAAACCGGAUGUGGCCGCACACAGCCCGGUGUGUUUCAGUGCCAAUGGUUUCUUGUUAUUGUGUGGCAGUGCAGACAGCCGUCUCGUUGCGUGGCGUGUUCCGCAAGAGUUUUGGUCAUUUUUAACGAACGACGAUCCAACGCGAUUGCUGCUGAACACCAGUGGGGACUUUUGUGACUUUCUCGCAGUUAUGGAGCCGUCGAAUGUGUCCGCCGAAUUGGAAUUAUUAGAAAGUACUUACCGCACAAUAUCGGCCUUGCAGAAGCAGACGUCGCGAUUGCGCUACUACCGGUUGCGUGCGGGAUUAACGGAGAAACUGGCUGGCAAAGAAUCAGGUUUUAUAGUAUUAUUAACCGUGUAUUUCGACUCCUUUUUAUCGUAUCUUGAACAGUUUCUGACGCCCGACGAUGCAUCGUUAACUUCCAUUUUCCACAUCAGUGAGCUGAUGGCCAUCUUGGAGCAGGCGGAUGCUACUUUGGACGCCGUGGUCAGCGUGGUUGACCGGCAGGUGGCCUUCGAUAAGACAGCUCUCUGCCAUGUGCAAACCGGUUUCCACCAAGUACUGGUCGUGACGUUUGAUUUUCUAAUGUUGUGCGUUAAACAUCAGCACGUGCUGAUGCAUGCCGGCGAAGCAUUGACCAAGGUGCGCUUAAUUCUGGCCACCUUGGCGGCGUGGAUCGGAAGCCAGGGUUUUUUUAAGCAGUUAUGGCGCCGUCCAGCUUUGUAUCCCGCUGCGUUGAAUAUUUUGGAUAUUAUGUUCUCUGCCACAGCUGUCCUGCUGACAGGAACACCGGAAAAAAACCUUUACGGAGAUUUGAUGCGUGUACUGGAAGAAAUUAAUGUGGAGGACGAUGCCUAUGGUAGAAACUGGAAGGAGCUGUAUAUACGUGCGCAGAGUCGCAUAAGUGUGGAACAGUCAGAGCAGAUGAGAUAUAUUUACAAUCUUCGCUUCCCGUAUGCCAUUCAUGCUUCUCCCGAAAUGGAGAAAAAUGGCAACAACAAGGAAGCGAAGUCUGAUGAUGCGGAAAUUCUGAUGAGAAAGCCUGGACGCCGAAAGUUCUGCUCGCGGUGUUAUUUCAAUUUUCCUUGGCGGCUUAAAACGAAUUCGGCUGGCUCAUGGACCAGUCAUAUUCAACAGCGCUGGACUGAGUGUUUCUGUGGUGGUCAGUGGAUUUUCUUGGAGUGAAAGAAUCUUUUUCAGACAGAAAUUUUAACGGUUUUUAUUUGCACAUUCGAGUGUAUUUUGAUGUGAAUGCUCGGCAUUUUCUUAUCUACCUCGGUGAAUUACCUGUCGGUGUUUUUAAGCUUUUGAACUUUUUGUGUUAUUUAAUUUUUAAACCAGAGUGCAGUAUCAAUCAGAAAGUAAGAAUAUAUUGUUACUUUUAUUUAAUGAAUCCCCCUGAACGCCUUAUGAGAUCCCGAUAAAACAUUAUUUA
Molecule: messenger RNA, 3056 nt
Organism: Paramacrobiotus metropolitanus
Lineage: Eukaryota; Metazoa; Tardigrada; Eutardigrada; Parachela; Macrobiotidae
Exons: 2
Coding region: 236-2806 (856 amino acids)
Molecular function (GO): protein binding
Source: RefSeq, a predicted model, not a curated record